AUGCAUGGACGUAAUCCAAAUGUACAAAAAUUAGCAGUUCAUCUUCCAAAUCACCAAACAGUUACAUUUUCUGAAGAAGAUAAUUUGUAUGAUAUAGUUAAUAAUGAAACUAGAUAUAAAACUACUUUAACAGCUUGGUUUCAAGAAAAUAUGAAUAAUAUUGAAGCACAAAAUUAUAAAUAUACUGACUUUCCAGUAUAUUAUACUUGGAAUGUAAAACUUCACAAGUGGAAUUGUGCUACUUCAUUUGAUAAUUUAAAAACUGUUAAUAAACAGAUAUGCAGAACCUUUAAAAAAGCUUGCACUUGCCUUAGACUUCUUCAAAAUGAUAAUGAAUGGAAUACAUGUCUAUAUAAAGCAACAUUAUGUAAAGAUAUUUUAUAUGAUGCACAGCAACUUACUCCUUCACAAACUAUUAUAUUAAAUGAUACAAUAGAAAAUGAAGUAUUAAACCAAAUAGAACAUUAUCUUCAAUCAAAUGGAAUGUCGCUAAAAAAUUUUCCUCAUAUGCCAAUUCCUUCAAUACAAAAUAUUCAUUCUAACUUUGCUAAUAAUAAUUUAGAUCAAUUAAUUUAUGAAGAAAGAUCAUAUGAUACCAUUUAUUUGACAGAACAAGUGCGUCAAAAUGUUCCUCUAUUGAAUAAAGAACAGCAUUCAAUAUAUAACAAAAUCAUCCAAGCAAUUAAUAAUGAAUGUGAAAAUAUAAUAACACUUCCUUCAGAUAUAACAAUACAUAAAGGAACUCUAACAAACCUAAUUGAUUUUGUUUAUCCAGAUUUGAUUGAAAAUUCUGGCAAUGCUAAUUAUAUGGUUAGCAAAGCAAUCUUAACUCCUAAAAAUAUCAAUGUUGAAAUUAUUUCAGAUAUUAUAAUGAAAAGAAUACCUGGUGAAGUUAUUUUAUAUCCCAGUGCUAAUUUAGUAAAUUUACCAGAUGAUA
This is a messenger RNA of Funneliformis geosporum, 937 nucleotides long. The record is from the annotation of a GenBank genome assembly. NCBI's taxonomy places the organism in Eukaryota, Fungi, Glomeromycota, Glomeromycetes, Glomerales, Glomeraceae.